CGCAUUUUGAGCGACGCCCCCAAAUUCCGUGCAGAGUGUUUGCAGACCCUCCGGGACGGAGAGGUGGAGGAGGAAUCGGCAGCUCCGCCGUCCAUAUACACCACAAAUCAGCACGCCAUUAGUUCAUGACUUCAUCCCAUCUGUGACCGGGGGGUUCGGACCGUGUUUACAAGCUCUCCAGGACUCCGAGGCUGCUGCAGAGAAUGGGAAUAGGGAGACAGGCCAAGGCUUGCCAUUUUGGCUGAAGUAACAGCGAGGACGGUUGUCAAUCCCGCAUCGGCGUCAAUCCCCUUCUCCCUCACCUCUUCUCCCACACACACACACACAGAAGGACAAACACCCCCCCCACACAGCCACUGCUAUGUCCGCCGCCGUAGACAUCGCCGGCCCUUCCUCCUCAGAUCAAGCCCACAGCAGCGCUAAAAUCCCCAACGCGCCACUGAGACCCAGCCUGAAGCGCUCCAACCACCCCUACAGCCUCUCCCAUUACAUCUCCACCCCUUCCCAGGCCAUGGACGUCAAAGGCCUGAUCCAGCCCUCCCCAGCCCAGCAGCGGGCCGCCCAGCCUGCACACACCAAGCCCCGCCGCACCCCCUCCUGGCCCGACAUGUGGGAGUCACCCAGCGGGCUCCACCUGGCCCAUGCCGCUGAGCUGCUGAUGCGCGCCGGGCUCCUGGCUCUGACACCCGCCACCACGGAGCAGGCCAACCUGGGCGCACAGAGCAGCCAGCCAGUGAAAAGGGAGGCUAUAGAGGCAAGGGGGGGAAAGGGAGAUGGGGAAGGAAGUGGGUCCGGGCCCGAGGAGGAGGAAGAGGACUCCUCUGGAUGUGGCACCGACUUCCAGCCCUUCCUGGGUGCCUGGUUCCCCUUCAGCCCGGCUCUGUUUCCCCUGGCAGGCUUCCAGAUGGGGGGAGGCCACUGGAGAAGUGCCGCCAUGGGAACCGAGGGCAUCGAGGGGCUGGUGGCCGAGGGCUACUCUCCGGGCUCCCUGGGCGCCGGGAGCGCCAGCAGGAGGAAGAGGAAGAGGUGCGGAGAGUGCGUACCGUGCCGGCGUCAGACGAACUGCGACCAGUGCAGCAGCUGCCGCAAUCGCAAGAGGGGACACCAGAUCUGUAAAUACAGGAAGUGUGAGGAGCUGAAGAGGAAGCCGGGAGGCCCUGGGUUUGAGAGCAGAGUGUCUGGGUUUGACCUCAGGGGGUCCGACUUUACUUUGGGUCUCUCACAGGAGAGAAGCAACGCAGCCUUGGAUGGAUAGUAACGCUUGUGGUGGCAGCAUUUGUCAGAGGAUCCUGGUUGGAUGAUUGUUGAGGAGCUGCGUUUGAAUAAGAACACAUGGGACACAACGUCAACACACUCGGACUGUGAGGUCUCAGAGAUCUCUGCAUCUUGUGUUUAGUGAGGAGCUGCAGCUCGGUUAAAGAAUGUCCAAACUCGUUCCCAUCCUUCCUUUUGACAAUCAGUGAAAUGGAGAGGCGAGAAAGAAGGAUACCAAUGUGUGUCAAUAUUUAGAUGAUGACAAAAAUGCUGUAAAUAGCCUGUAAAUAUCUGGAAAACAUUAUGUCUUUUUUACAUCCCUUUCCAGUUUGGAUGUGUUGUGUUUCGACAUUUAAAAAAAAAAAAAAAGGAGCCAAAUGUUUUGUUUCUAAUGGGGAGUUUUGAUUCUGUUGUUCUGACGUCACUGCAUCAGCAAGAAAUGAAUGAGUUCAGCUUAGGCUAAAUUAUUUCAUGUGCAGCUUGUACUGUAUAGCUCUGUUUGCCCUUUUGAAAUAAAAGAAAUUGGCCAUGUG
Limanda limanda (common dab) is the source of this 1787-nucleotide messenger RNA. RefSeq names its product CXXC-type zinc finger protein 5-like. Gene Ontology annotation, molecular function: methyl-CpG binding; zinc ion binding. Gene Ontology annotation, cellular component: nucleus. The transcript is spliced from 2 exons. Lineage: Eukaryota; Metazoa; Chordata; Actinopteri; Pleuronectiformes; Pleuronectidae. The coding region runs from base 362 to 1255 and encodes 297 amino acids. The record is from RefSeq and is a predicted model, not a curated record.